Talaromyces marneffei is the source of this 1836-nucleotide messenger RNA. RefSeq lists its product as uncharacterized. The transcript has a single exon. Gene Ontology annotation, molecular function: oxidoreductase activity, acting on the CH-CH group of donors. NCBI's taxonomy places the organism in Eukaryota, Fungi, Ascomycota, Eurotiomycetes, Eurotiales, Trichocomaceae. The record is from RefSeq and is a predicted model, not a curated record. Bases 1 to 1836 code for a protein of 611 amino acids.
AUGGAACCAUCAAGCUCAACAAAAGGCUUCUUCCAACACCAACCCUCACUCCCGCCCCAAUACCUCGAAGACCGCGCUCUCAACCGCAUCAUCUCCUUCUAUCUCCCCACACCAACGCCGUCUUCAAUUUCCAACGAGUUGCCACAAUUCUCGGAGUUCGUCCUCUCCAAACCCGUUCUAGGGUACAUCGCCGACUCGGAGAAACACCCGCCAUACUUAAAACCGUUAACUUCCUUCGGGGAGGAGAAUAGAGAUGACCCUUUAGUUACAAGCGAGGGAUGGAGACGGUUACAAGAGAUCGGUAUCGCGGAGGGUAUUGUGGCGCUUGCAUACGAGAGAAGUGAAAGAUGGAAUCCGAGGAUUCAUCAGUUUGUGAAGUAUCAUAUUUGGAGCGGGAGUUCGGGGAUAGUUACUUGUCCUAGUGCGAUGACUGAUGGCGCCGCGAAGCUGCUGGGCAAGCAUCUAGAUGAUGACUCCGAGACGAAGGAGGUGUUUAAGAGUGCGAGGGAGAGAUUGAUUAGUCGCGAGAAUGGCUUCGCGUGGACGAGCGGGCAAUGGAUGACAGAACGCAAAGGAGGAAGCGACGUGCGAGGCACAGAGACCAUCGCCGUCAAAUUGAGCGAUGUACAAUCCCGCGACGGUGGACUAGAUGCAAAUGGCCAACCCCUCGGCCCCUGGAGGGUUGAUGGCUUCAAAUGGUUCUCCUCCGCAACAGAUGCGAACAUGACCAUCCUCCUCGCCAAGACAGGCGACAAUCAAAUCAGCGCUUUUUACGCCCCAUUGCGCCGACGAGUCGCCAACGCAGCAAACGGUAAAACCGAACUGAACGGCAUAAAGAUCCAACGCCUCAAAAAUAAACUCGGCACAAAGGCUCUACCCACCGCCGAAAUCGAGAUAAAAGGCAUGCGCGCCUAUCUGAUUGGCAAACAAGGUCAAGGCGUGAAGGAGAUAUCACACGUCCUAAACAUAACGCGCAUGCAAAACAUAGUCUCUUCAGUGGGCGCGUGGGGUCGAGGACUAGCAAUCAGUCGUGCAUUCGCGAGGGUCAGGAACGUCGGCGGAAAGCUCCUAUGCGACGUCCCAGCGCAUGUUCGGGGAUUGGCGCAGGAACAUGUCAAGUACACGGCGCAUAUGCAUUUGUCGUUUUUCAUUGCUGCGUUGCUUGGUCGAUCCGAAGGAUCAAAUGAUACCUCAUCAGCAGCAUCGAGUAUUAUACCUCAGGAUAUAAACCGUAUAAAUGCACUCUACCGCCUCCUGACCCCCAUCGCCAAAGCCCAAACAGCCCUCAGCGCCAUAAACGGCUUAAGAGCAUGCAUGGAAUCUUUGGGAGGAGUUGGAUAUCUCGAAAACGAGGAUCCGGAACUAAACAUUGCGCGACUGUUUCGGGAUACAAAUGUGCUCGCCAUCUGGGAAGGGACGACGGAUAUUAUGGCCGAUGAUUUUAUGCGUGUUGUAAAGAGGGGGAAGGAUGGAGCCAAAGUAUUAGAGUACUUUGAGGAAUGGCUUGGCGAGUCGUUUCGUGUUGCGGGAUCGGCUGGGUUGACGGAUGAAGCUGGUAAGUUGAGGACGGUGGCGGAACAAACACUCAAAGAUUUGGGGUCAAAGGAUAAGGAGGAAUUGGCGUGGCGAGGGAGGGAUUAUCUCAGGGAUAUUGAUUGGUUGGUUUGUGGGUGUUUGUUGAUUCAUGAUGCGGUUAGGGAUGGGGAUGUGGUUGCGAGAGAGGUCAUGUUGAGGUGGAUUCAUAAUACAGAAGAUUCUUCUCGAAAUUGGAGGGAGGAUAGUGUCUGGGAUCGGAAGAUUGUCUUUGGUGAAGAAGUGCUGUCGGCUAAAUUGUGA